AUGCCAUCUCCAGUGCUGUACUCGCCGAAACCCAGCCCUACGCCGACUUUGGUCAACAUCCCCGUUACACCGCAGCAGCUCGCCUAUGACUAUCGGACUUCGAGUUCGGCAACGUCACUGUCACCGACAUUGGUUGCCAUUCCACCACAAGCCUCAGCGGCGAUGUCGACCGACGAGGACUCCGCAGAGGCCAUCCCACAAAGUGGCGACUCGAUAUACCUUCCGCCGCCUGCCACCGCCAUGCGGCCGAGCCCCUUGCAGACAGCAGACGUCGCUGAAGGCACUCCGAUCGUUUUCGACACACUGAUCGCGCUGCUCAUAAUACCAUUCGUUGUGGCUGCAUGCUUUCUUGUCCUUCUCGUCUUCAUCGGGGCGGCGGUUCUUCUUGUAGCCGUUAUGGUGGUAAUCGCUGUGGUGGACUGGGUCGGAGCAGCUUUGACUUGCGCACUUUCAUAUCGUGGCUCGCGCGUAGUUCAGUUAUCUCUACACACCUGCGUUGGAGCCGCCUGGUCUCCCGCGUCCGCAGUUUUGGCACAUGCGAUCCUAUCAAGGAUUCCCCUCGAGUCUUCCGCGACUGCUGCUGUAGGGGUGGGUCACACGUCUGCGGCCGGAGGGGCGCUACUUGGCGCGGUAUUCGGUAUAUACACGCCCUUUGGUCGGUCCAAGGAGGAGCCAGCACCGGCGAGGUUGCGUUCGGAAUGGUUAUACUCAGUCUUGUGUUUCAUUGGGAUCUUUGGUCAGGUUCUUGGGGUUGUUUUGCUCCGCUGGAGAGAGCCGAGCAUUCUGGAUGAGUUCGGAACGAGUAUCUUUGGAAAACUGUUAGUCUACAAAUACUAG
Messenger RNA from Postia placenta MAD-698-R-SB12, 837 nucleotides. RefSeq lists its product as hypothetical. NCBI's taxonomy places the organism in Eukaryota, Fungi, Basidiomycota, Agaricomycetes, Polyporales, Adustoporiaceae. The transcript has 2 exons. The record is from RefSeq and is a predicted model, not a curated record. The coding region runs from base 1 to 837 and encodes 278 amino acids.